CUGUCCACCAGUGCGGAGCGGGGUACCAGAGCGGUGUGCGAGUCAAACAUCAUCCAAUGAGCGCAAAUUACAUGAGCGAAGUUUUUAUGCAGUCUCAUUGGUCAAUUUCCGCUCCGCUCCCUCUCUCCGCACUGGUGCACAGGCAGCCUUAGACUCCGCAGAAUGUUAUUUUGUGAAUACUCAAAUCUCUCCUACUGCGUAAGCCAUUCCGGUUUAACCCGCGCACAUUUCAAAUUCCAGUGAAAAUCAUAACCUCCAGAAAGGGAAAGGCGCUACUACUGUACAAGAGUUACACUUACAACAUGCACAAGGAGAACAGAGACGGCUCUACCCUGUGGUACUGCUCGCGGCGGCAGGCGGGGGGGUGCCGAGCGCACGUGAAGCUGCACCAAGACCAGCAUGGGGUGCUGGACGCGCAGGGAGACCACGACCACGAGCCGCCGCAGUACUACCGCACCAGGGACGGACAGUUUGUCAGUGAAAAUCAUAACCUCCAGAAAGGGAAAGGCGCUACUACUGUACAUGAAUUACACUUACAAUAUGCAUAAAGAGAACCGAGACGGCACUACCCUGUGGUACUGUUCGCGGCGGAAGACGGGGGGGUGCCGGGCGCACGUGAAGAUGCACCAGGAGCAGCAUGGGGUGCUGGACGUGCAGGGAGACCACGACCACGAGCCGCCGCAGUACUACUGCACUAGGGACGGACAGUUUGUCAGGUACUAGUACCGCACUAGGGACGGACAGUUUGUCAGGUUCUAGGAGCUAGGUUGGAGAUGCUGGGGUAAUGGCUCGGUACUGGACUGGUGAAUUCCUUACGCGGCUUAUGGGCCCAUGAGACAUCUCGAUUAUUAGUUAAGAAGUAUUUACUACAUAUAAAUACCUCCGAGUUGAUGUUAUCUUAUAUCUGUAUUAACAGCAUGGAACCUAUAAUUUUAUUGUCUAUUACCUGUGAACACGAAUAAAGAUUGUGAGUUUUGAGUA
Plutella xylostella (diamondback moth) is the source of this 981-nucleotide messenger RNA. RefSeq lists its product as uncharacterized. The record is from RefSeq and is a predicted model, not a curated record. Lineage: Eukaryota; Metazoa; Arthropoda; Insecta; Lepidoptera; Plutellidae.